This is a messenger RNA of Xyrichtys novacula (pearly razorfish), 8876 nucleotides long. The record is from the annotation of a GenBank genome assembly. Lineage: Eukaryota; Metazoa; Chordata; Actinopteri; Labriformes; Labridae.
GCUCUCCAACUUGACGGUCUUUGCCUGACAGCUCGCUCCACCGUCACGGUUGCAGACAGUAAACUCAUCUGGCGCUGCUUUCUGCAGUCACUGACGACCUUGCAGCUGACUGAACUGAUCGAAAAUGCUCUCCUACAUCGUCGGUGUAAGUAUAUCUCAAAGAGAACAUGUCAGACUUCUUUAAUAUCCGCUAAUUCCUUUGCGUUAGCUGCAGCUAACAUUAGCCCUUCAGUGAGUUUUCCUUAUGAAGUGGGUCUCAGUCAGGCCUGCCCACAGGAAUGGCCGUGACUCAUUUCUUCUGUUGUGGAUUAAACUAAACGACCUUAGUUAGACAACGCCCAACAGAGGGGUUGGAAAGCUGCUUUGUAGCUAAUGCUAACUUCAUCUGAUUAAGUCAGCCUAAUGCUUUUGUUUUUGUUUUAUCCCAGCUGAUCAGAGGAGGCUUUGACAGCAUCAUCAACCUGAUCUUCAGACUUUUAUUCCGAAAGAGGAGACCUGCCAUCACCUUAGAGGACCCCAACAUCAAGUAUGCUCUGCGACUGCUGGACAAAGAGGUAUGAAACAUCCAAACAGGGUUAUAGUUUUGCACAAAGACAGGAGUGAAGAUAGAAGGUCUGCAGGAUAAAAGAAUAAUCUGAUGUUGCUGCACAUGCAAGUGUGGCCAUUAUCUCCAGGUCAACCAGCAGGUAGAAGUUUCACUGCCAAAAACUGAGGCUAUUGCCAUGUCUGUGUUGCAAAUGCAGCAAUCGAUUUUGAGUUGAUAUUAGACAUGUUUACAGGUGCAGCUCGAAGAAUGUGGAACUCAUGUUUGAUAUUUAUUCACUCAAUAAUCUGGAUAUUUCAUUUUGAGUUGAAGUUGAUCACUAAUCAAACAGAACAAACACUGUGUGUCUGUUGGUCUACAACUAUAUCAAAACAUGCAACCGUUAUCAUUGGGAAGACAUCUGGCUUGAUAUUCGUCCAGAUCCUUGACAUUUAAACCCCCCUCCCCGAGGAGAGUAAGCCACUGAAGGUCAGUGCUGAAAAGGCUGGCUGUUCACAGAGUGCUGUAGUGGAGUAUAUUAAUGGGAAGUUAUCUGAAGUUAUCCGAAAAUGGCAUUAAACGCUUCGACAUCACUACUAAACAAACUGGUGUGGCUACGUACUGAUAAAUCAUCUCUAAGCACAUGGCAGUCACAGUGAUACACGAAGCAGUCCUCAGAGACUCAUAUGGAAAGACAAGUAGUUUUUUCAUAAAAGGUGAUCAAGUAACAGGGGUGAGCUGUGAGUGGAUUAUCAAGAAAAGUUGAUUCAAGAUGUCAGGAAGCAUAGUAGUGGAUAGAGACUGGUGACAGAGUAUUAAGAGCAACUACACUGUGAAUUCUCAGGAAAGAGGCUACAAGUGUUGAAUGCCCGAUAUUAAAACACCCCUAAAGACGGUAUCAGAAACAUCAUUUGGAAAUCAAGUCUCUGAGGACUCAGCAUCUCCACUCACUGACAAGGUUGGUGGAGAUGCUGAUUUCCUCUUCCAGCAGGAGUUUGCACCUGCCCACAGCGCCAAAACUUCUACCAAGUGGUUUGCUCACCAUGGUAUCGCUGUGCAAACUCAUCUGAUCUGAAUCCAACUGAGAAUUCGUGAGAUAUUUGACAAGAGGGAGGUGAGAAAAACAUGACACAAAAAUACAGACCAGCUGGAAGCUGUUUUUAAAACAACCUGUGCCUCACCUCAGUGAUGCUGAAUACUGCAGGUCAAAAAAGGCUUUUGAUUUUCCACUCAAGAUCCAUGGAUAGAGAUAUAUGAAAGUUUGUUUUUUACCUGUGUAGUCAAAAAACUAAUGGGGACUUUUUCAUGAUAAUCAAAUAUUUUGAGCUGCACUUGAAUAGUUUGAAAUACCAGGAUGUCAGGUGACUAAAAAUAUUUGAAUUAUUGCUCUGUAUUCAAAACUAUCCCUUACUUUCUGUCCAACUGCUUGUUUACAGGUGCCUCUAUAUCUAUAAGAUGUAAACAAUUUUCAAGUCAGUCAAGCAAGUCUCACUGAAGCCUAUAGAGGAGAUUAUAUUCCUCGAGUAUUUAAGAAUUGGUAUCUUUAGGUAUUUUCAGCUCUGACCGUCUCUUCUGUGUUUUUUCAUGUUCAGAUUGUCAGCCAUGACACAAGAAGGUUUCGCUUCGCUCUGCCCUCCCCUGACCACGUUCUGGGUCUCCCCAUUGGUUAGUAAAUUCAUUUUAAGACUCUUCUGUUUUAUUGUAGUUUAGAAAUGAACUUUCUUUUUCUUAUAUGAACUUCCUUAAAGAAUAAAGAUGGGAAUAAUGUGAAGGAUCAGGUUUGGUGUUUGUUAUUAAGUGUUUGUUCAACUCUGGCUGAGAGGAAUGAGGGCAUGACUGCACAUAUUUGAGUUUUUGAGUUGCAGUUCACAGUGGCCGUAAAAACACACCUAGUAAAUGUAAUGAAGAGUUUAAUGUUCAGUUUUAUCACCUUUAAAAAUACAUAUUUACAGAGUCCAGAACAUGUGCAUCAGCAAACUUUAGUGACAUACUAUAGUGUUCAAGGACAAGAGUAAAGCUCAAAGUGAGGGCGUUCAAGGUCAUUCAAACACAUCAAAUAAAACUUAUAAAGAUCUCUCAGUACAACAUAGUUAUCUGAAAAAUCAUCUGUAAAUUGAGAACCCAGUGACAUGGGUACCAGCUGAAUUUAGUAAGAAUAUCAUGAUGAUUAAAAGCACAGCAUUUCAGAUAGUCAUAGUACUCAGUUGGUGAGUUGACGGUCAUAAAUAAACUCAAUAAAACAAAAAAAGAUCAAAGUACGAAUGGUUAUCUGAGAUAUCAUUUGUAGAUUGAAACCCUGGACAUGAGUACCAGUAAAAUGACUAAUAUCAUGCCAAUAAAUAUAAGUACAACACUAUUGAAAGCCACAGCUCACACUGGGUGACACAUGAGUCAUAAAUAAACGCCUAAUUAAGAGGGUUCAAUGCAGUAUGAAUUUCUGAAAAAUCAUAUGUAUAUUGAGAACCCUGGACAGAAGUUCAAGCAAAACUAAGUAAUAUUAUGUCAGUAGUUAGAAGUACAGCAUUACCUGGAGGGGUCUUAAGUUCCACCUAAUAACAUUAAUUAAGAGGUCUAAGUACGGUCUGAAUAUUUGGAAAAAUCAUGUGUAGAUUAAGAACCCUGAAAAAGUGCAAAAAACUCGAUCAGGCAAAUGAACCAAAGUAAAGCAUUAUUUAAAGCAAUAUUUCAUAAUGGGUGUGUCAUAAAAACACAUGCGUUAAAAACAUUUUAUAGUUUGAGAACCCUGAUGUUAACAGUUAUAAUUUAAUAAUAUGAAGCUAGUGAAUGAAAGUAAGGCCUUACUGAAAUGAGCAUGACAAAUGUGAAGUUUACAGAUUACAACAACAGGAAAAUUGACAUUUUUGAAAGUGGACAUUUUUGAAAACUGAAAACUAGGGUCACAAAUAACUCUUAUUUUUCAUAACUUAAAAAAUCUCUGCAUCAGUUUCUUCACUGCUCAGUGUAGCGCCUUCAAGUGUUUUAACAGCCUUUUAACCCAAAAACCCAGAUAUUAAUUUAAAUUAGAAAAAUAGAGUGAGUAACUUCUCAAGCUUCAGAUUAAUGUCUUCAUGUUUUUUUUUUUUUUCUCCAGGGCAGCAUAUUUAUUUGUCUGCAAAAGUAGACGGGAAGCUUGUUGUCCGUCCGUACACUCCUGUCUCCAGCGAUGAUGACAAAGGCUACGUGGACCUGGUGGUGAAGGUAUAAUAGACCGAAAUAUUUCCCUGGAUUUCCCUUAGUAGAGAGUUGUAUCAUUCUAAACCACUGUCCUGUCGUUUGUUGUUUUUUGUUUACAGAUUUACUUCAAAAAUGUUCAUCCUAAAUUCCCUGAAGGCGGGAAAAUGAGUCAGUACCUGGAGAGCCUGAGGAUCAACGACACUAUCGACUUCAGAGGACCCAGUGGGCUUCUUGUUUACAAAGGCAAAGGUCAGAUAUAUAACUUCCUGUCCGAGCAGAAUAAGUAGAAGGAUUAGAGGGUUUAAAUCCCCUCUGGUACACAAACAGCUUCUGAUGGUGUUUGUUCCUCCUUACUUUAGGUGUUUUUGCCAUUCAGCCUGAGAAAAAGGCUCCAGCUGAGACCAAGACAGCCAAACAUGUGGGCAUGAUCGCUGGAGGGACAGGUAAGAGGAACAUCUUCUUCUUCACCCAUGAAAACUAACUGAUUUUCAUUAAAAAUCAACACAACAAGAAAAAGUACUGCCUCAGUUUAAGUCAAAAUAUUUUUACACGCAGAUGAAAAAGUGAGAAAACCAUCUGCUCAAACUUUAAUUUCUUCAUCCAGUUACAUGGUUUUCUCCGUCAGUCUCAGCUGUCAUGUUAAACCCUGUGUUGUCUCUUGCUGUGAAGUGGGAGGGGCUUUGCUGUGUUGUUUGGUUACUGUCAAACAUAUCUGAUCUAACACACACACACACACACACACACAGAGUCUACAUGAAGAUUAGCUGAGUUGGAGGGUUACAGAUGUCUAUAACUUGGUGCAUAAAUUGCGUGUUUUAUGCACACCUAUAAAUCAGCAUGCUUGCGUCUUAUUUUUGUUUUUGUAUGUUUGUUUGAUAUUAUCAGUGUUUGUGUGUUAGUAUGCAUGUGUAUUUGUGUGUUUUUAAGUAUGCAUGUUUGUGAGGAGAAGUUUAAGUUUGCUACAUGAGUGUGCACCUAUGUUUGUAAUCUGGACGUGUUUAUGCAUGUGCAGAGUGUAUGACUAAAGUAUUUAUUUCACAUAAAGCUCAGUGUGUAGUCUGCUGUUUAAUCGCGCAGAAGUUGCAUUUAUCAGGAUGUGGUUUCGUUCAUAUUUAGGUCAGUAUCAGGUGCAGAAUUUAAGGGUUAAUCUUGAUUGGUUAAUUGCAGAAAACUUAAAGUGAUAACAGCUUAGUCAUGACAGUACAUGUAUGUAGUAGAUAUGUAUUUGAUUCCAAGAGUUGAAAGCAUUUUUGUAUUUUUAAACUUCUCCAAUUUGAAAUCACACAUGACAUGACUUCCCUUAUCCAGUGGCUAUAAAAAGUGGAAGAGAGUCUUUCCAUUUCAUACAAAAUUAGUCUCCUGGCUAAAAGAGAUCCACAUGCUAACAUACUGGGGGGGUGUUAGUAUUUUUAAAGCUACUGUAAGGAAUUUUUGAGUUGUUCUGAAAAAGAAAAAAAUUUGCAGUGAUGUCUUUUUGCGCCCUUAAGUCCUCCCAAGCAUGUUUUUUUUUCUAUGAUAGAGUUUAGUUUGCAAAUGUUUUAAAUUAUUAACCUUUGUGUUACUCAUUAGUGUGAACGUUUGAUAGGAGUUGCCAAGUCAUGAUUAUCACACAAAUAUUUGCACAAGGACUGUUUUUUAAUGACAGGAUCAUUUAAAGCAGCCCACACCAAGUCACAACCUGGAUAUAAAACAGGAACGGUGUUUAAAAUGUGACCCAUGAACGAACAAGCUUGUGUCUCCCUCCAGGAAUCACCCCCAUGUUGCAGCUGAUCACGGCGGUGAUGAAGGAUCCUCAGGACACGACGGUGUGUUACCUGCUGUUUGCCAACCAGGUCAGUUUGAACAGCUGGGAUCGAGUUCUGUUUGUUUGUCUGUGUUUAACUGAGUAAAGGUGGAUUAUAUCAUAGCAGAGGUGACAUUCAAACUUUCUUCUUCCUGCUCCGUCACAGACUGAGAAAGACAUCCUGUUGAGACCAGAACUGGAGGAGAUUCAGGCCAAUCACCCCGACCGGUUUAAGCUGUGGUUCACCGUGGAUAGAGCACCUGCUGGUAUGGCUCCUCACUACACUUGACACUGUUUAUUUAUUAAGCCACAAAUAUGAUCUGGAAUAUAUCAGGAAAUGGUCUUAAAAGUGUGCAACAAGUUCUAAGGACUCUGAAGGACUCUGAAGGACUCUGAAGGACUCUCCCAGUUUGAUCUUUAACAUUCACCCGUUUUUAAAUAUGUCGUUAUUGAUCAGUUUUUGUCAGGAAGGAGUCUUAGAUGCUUGUUUGAUACUGAAGCUCUGUGGUGUCUGUGGAGCAUAAUGAGCUGUCUCUGCAGAAACUCUGUGGCUUCAGUUGGUCAUGUGACUGAUAAGACAUGAGGCCACAUGUGGUGAAGGCUGAUGUGGAAAGUCCUGGUCAGUCAUGUAAACCCUAUACUUACAAAUUUGACCUCAUUGGUCAAAAACAUCAUAUUAUAAUAAGGACUUCUACAGAUAAAAACAAACCUGAACAAAGACAAAAUAAUUCGUACUGAGAGGAGGUUUAAGAGUUAAAACUUGACGAAUAGAGGAUUAUUCUUAUCGGUCAUCAUAGGAGCUUCUUGUCCUUUGAAGGCCACCAUCACUUGUUGAGCUUCACCAACAGCAGGAAUGAGCAAAGGGGGUGUUUGAACCAAGUGUCCAGCUGUUAGAUAUCAAUAAAUAUUUACUUUCUACUCACAGUACCUUUAAGAAAUACAGAAGUAAGUUGAUAUUGAGCAUAUAAAAAGGAUCCUUCUAAAAAACUCCAGUAUUAGAAACAUAAUGUAAGGGACCGUCAAUAAAUUACCGGUUGAUGUUCUCAGAAAAGGCUGCUUUCCUUCAAUAGCUUCCAUGUCAUGUGACCAAUUGACCUAAAAUUGAUUUCAAAUAAUAGUGCUUAUGUCAACCAUAGGAGACAAAAAUUAUUUGAUCAAUUUUCCUUGUGCCCCUAAAGUUCUGUGUGUGCUCCGUGCCCCUUGUGAAAAAGUUAGUGUCAAGCCCUGAGAUGAUAAUCGGUCUUUUCUUAAUCUUCAGAUUUUAAAAAAACAGAUCAACCUGUAAUUUAAUGCUCAUUCCUUAAAUGUUACUGAACUACUUAUACCCUGGGAUUACAGCUGAACGCAUAUCAACACUUUGCUAACUCUCAGAAAAGCUAAAAUCGGGUCUCGAUAAACUAUCUUACCCUGAGUUGUUUGAAUACACUGGAGUGUUUUUGUGUUUCAGACUGGGAGUACAGCCAAGGCUUCAUCAAUGAAGACAUGGUGAAGGAACACCUUCCUCCCCCUGGCGACGACACCCUUAUCCUCAUGUGUGGACCUCCUCCCAUGAUCCAGUUCGCCUGCAACCCAAACCUGGACAAAGUGGGACACUCAGCUGGUAGAAGGUUCGCCUUCUAGACGUUAGCUCACUCCAAAGAACCGAGGUUUGGGAUUAUGAGGCGUUCAGUUCGUAUUUACUCUGCCCUGAAACAAUUGCAGCACUCGUACAGUCGUGGUGGGUUUUGCACUAUGUAUACUACUUUAUUUAUGCCAUGAUGUUUAUCAUGCAGCAGAAUCACAGCAAGGACCAAUUCAUGUCGUCAGGAGGUGUAGCAGAGGGAGGGAGCGAGGUGGAGGAGGUUUGAGGCAUUAAGAGGAUGUUUGGGAUGCAGAAGGAAAAGUUGUGUUCAGGUUGUCGGCGCUAAACAUGGAUGUGAUUCAGAAUAUGUUGCAAACAGACCCUGCUGUCCUGCUGAGGCCUCAGUUUGGGUUUCAUAUCAGAGGAGCUGAGGUUCCCUGGCUGUUUUCUGAGUGCCUUAACACAUGCAAAGCUUUUUUAUGCACAGGCAAAGAAUAAAAAUUGUGACCACUAGCUUUCAUAUUGAACAAAAUUGUAUUAUUCCAUAACUGCUGUUGAGUAUUUGUAAGAGACACCUGCCCUUUAUCUGUAGUCGAGUCAGAGAUGUUGGUAUUUUGUUAGAGAUGGUUUAUAGGUGUAAUGUGGUUGUUCAUGAGGGUGUUCGCUGCAAGUGUGUGUUCAGUUAUGCAACAUAAAAUUGACUGCUUUUGAUCCUGAUGUUUUUAGUACCAGUUUGUUACAUUUGCUCAAAGAUCAGUCUGCAGUCUUUAAACUAGGGAUGCACGAUGUGGAUUAUUGCUGAUAUACAAUAUGCCGAUAUUUUCAGACUGAUACUGAUAUAUGCCGAUAUAAACACAAAGUACAGAAUGCAAAAUUUCUUCAGGCUGUGAUUGCAUGCACAUUAUUAAUGCAUCACCUUUUCCAAUAUCCAACUUUUUCAGCUAUUAUCUGGUGAUAUAAAUUGUGCUGACAUCGUGCACCCCUACUUUAAACCAACCUCAUAAACUGUUGUAGCAUCUUCUGAGUCCUAAAAAGACUGAAAAAAAAUAAUAAAUGCAUUUUUUCCUUUUAUUACAAAAAAUGAAAAACAUUGACUUUGGUUUCUUCAUUUAUGUUGUUUCUCAAAGAAAUACCUCAAAAUUUUCAGAAAAUUCAUAGUUAAAUCAGAGUUUAGAAGUCAUGUCUGCAAAGUACAGCGCUGAAGCCAGGAGUUCGUUAAUUUAGCAUAAAGACUAUGAGCAGAGAGAAAAGCUUAGCCUGGCAGCCCCUCUUCAGCUCACCAGUAACACUUCUGAUUUGUUUAAUCCAUCGAAUAAAAAGGAAAAGAAAAGUGGUAAUUGUGGUUUUAGGAGAUUUUGUGCUGAAGUGAGGAGCUUUGGGAUUAAUCAGAAGUGAUAUAUGUUAAUUAUUGAGCUUUAAAGAGAGACAGGCUAACUUUUCCCCUGUAUUUCAAGUGUUUAUGCUCAGCUAAUCAGUGCCUGGCUUCAAACUGAAACAUUUUCUUACUUUUUUAAGUUUCAGGGAUCUCAAAACUCAGACGAAUCCCACCAAAAAAUAAAAAUCUGCAUCAGGAAACCUUUAAAAGUCAAGGAGGAGUUUCCUCUAGUUUCACGUACCACAAAUAAAACUCCAUCUGGCUGCAACUGAGGAACUCAAACUCCUUCAUAUAACACUUGUAUGAAUACCUCAAUGAUUACCUAAAAGAAAACACAAAUGGCUGAAUACUAAAACAAAUGCAGAAGGAGGUACAUGUAUGUCUGUAUUAAAAUCCUGCAUUUUCUGUUCAUGCAUUAUGAUUUUUGGCAGCUUCAAUAAAUAUAUGUGGUCAAAAAAAA